GUGACUAGCGCUAGACCUCACGGCUCGGCAGUGCGCAUGCGCAGAACCACGCGGUGGAAAAAAACCCUUCUCUCUCUCUCUCCAUCCGUACACAGGCUGUGUUCUGUAGACGGGCUUCCCGAGGACCGCGCUCUUUCUCCAGUACACAGGUAUCACAAUGAAGCGCAUGCUGACUCACGUGAGCCGCUGGGCCACGCCCACCCUGAGCCGCGGCGCUCAUUCCGGGAUCCGCUCGUCCUCCACGGCCGUGUCGUACGCUAAACGUGACGAGAGGCUGCUCUCAUCCGAGGAGGUGUACUCCCGAGAGGAUCGAUACGGAGCUCACAACUACCACCCCCUACCUGUCGCCCUGCAGAGAGGAGAGGGAGUUCACGUGUGGGACGUGGAGGGACGUCGGUAUUUCGACUUCCUGAGUGCGUACAGCGCGGUGAAUCAGGGUCACUGCCACCCGAAGAUCGUGGCCGCGCUGAAGGAACAGGCCUCCAGACUCACGCUGACCUCCAGGGCGUUCUACAACAACGUGCUGGGAGAGUACGAGGAGUACAUCACCUCUCUGUUCGGCUACAACAAAGUCCUGCCCAUGAACACAGGUGUGGAAAGCGGAGAGACGGCGUGUAAACUGGCACGCAAAUGGGCCUACAACGUUAAAGGUGUUCCUCAGAACCAGGCCAAGAUCAUCUUCGCAGGUCAAGGGAAUUUCUGGGGUCGUACACUGGCAGCGAUUUCCAGCUCCACUGACCCGAGCAGCUAUGAGGGGUUUGGGCCGUUCAUGCCCGGGUUUGAGCUCGUUCCCUAUAACGACGUCCCGGCUCUGGAGAAAGCUCUUCAGGACCCUCAAGUUGCUGCAUUCAUGGUGGAGCCCAUCCAGGGUGAAGCUGGUGUGGUGGUACCUGACGCUGGAUACUUGAGCAAAGUGCGCGAGCUGUGCACCAAACACAAUGUUCUGUUUAUUGCAGACGAGGUACAGACGGGUCUGGCACGUACAGGACGCAGGUUGGCUGUAGACCAUGAGGACGUGAGGCCGGACCUAGUGAUGCUGGGAAAAGCUCUGUCUGGAGGAUUAUAUCCUGUGUCGGCGGUGUUGUGUGAUGAUGAGGUGAUGUUGACGAUUAAACCAGGUGAACACGGCUCCACCUACGGGGGAAACCCCCUCGCCUGCAGAGUCGCCAUCGCCGCCCUACAGGUCCUAGAAGAGGAAAAACUUGCGGAGAACGCCGAAAAAAUGGGGAAGAUUUUGAGGGCGGAGCUUAACAAGCUGCCCAAAGAGGUCGUCACGACAGUGCGAGGGAAAGGCCUCCUCAAUGCCAUCGUCAUCAAGGAGACUAAAGAUUACGACGCGUGGCGCGUGUGCUUGCGUCUCCGCGACAACGGGCUGUUAGCCAAGCCCACUCACGGGCACAUCAUCCGGCUGGCCCCGCCCCUCAUUGUUAAGGAAGACGAGAUCAGAGAGUGUGCAGAAAUCAUCCAGAGAACCAUCCUGUCCUUCUAAACGACUCCUCAAUAUACAUCACACUUUAAUCCAAACCUCACAACUACAGCGAGACCAUUAACACGAGUAUCAAAGAAGAAGAAAAUCUAAAAGUGUGUAUUGGAGGCGGAUUAUUUUGGGCCUCAUCCUGCCUCAGAACUCAAAUUACAAACAGAACGAAUUAAUCUAAAGAGAAAAGCUUUAUGAGCAUAAAAUGCUUAUGAUUUAUACAUUUAUUCACAAUUAGCAUGUGUUAGCAGGAGUUUGAAGGGUUACAUCAAUGUGUGUGUGUGUGUGUGUGUGUGUGUGUGUGUGUGUGUGUGUGUGUGUGUGUGUGUGUGUGUGUGUGUGUGUGUGUGUCCAUAGUUUCAUCAAAGGAAACUGUUAAUUGCUAUGAUUGUAAUGGACCGUAUGUAGUAACGGACCUGAGAUCUCAGCCACCGGUUUUGCGUCCUGUGUGAUGUAGAGGUGUACGGAUUGAACACACGCCGCUCACCUGGUGGCUGUAAAAUUCGAACGGAACGACACGUGAGAUCAUUUCACGUUAAAAUGAAGUGAAACAAAAGACGCAAUAGACUGUAUUCAGUCCACGUAAGCAUGUAUGGGUUUGGAACACAACCGUGGAGGAGCACGAAGCUCCGAGGUUACUUUACAGACGGAAGAAACGUAAAAUCGUUACGUGGACGCAAAUCGGCAUGCAGAAACGAGGGUUUUACGUGAGUCCGCUAGGUGCGAUUGCAUCUAUCAAGCUGCUUUUGAUGUACACAAGAACCUCCUGAUGAAGGCUAGCAAGAACCUGACGCUUAAAACUACCGUUUCAGCCUCACACACGUUAUAUACACACGUGUCAUUGGUGUGUUUAUGGCUCCGCCCACUACUAAGACAAGACUGAUUUGUGUGUGUAUAUAUUUCAGUCUAGUUUCCGAGCAGAUUGGUGGGCGUGUCUUUGAAUCAAUUUAUAAAAUUGUAAAAGGUGAAAAGGAGUCUAUCAGGAUUUGCUGAAUGAUGUGGGCGGGGUCUAUUAUAGGGGCGGCGUCUAUCAGGAUUCUCCGAAGGAUAGAGGUGGAGUCUCUGGAUUCGCUAAAAGCAAAGUUCUCUGUGAAGGAAAGGGGGCAGAGUGUAGAGUUCUCUCUGUUAAGGGUGGAGCCUAAUGUGCUUCUCUUGUUUAAAAAUGGACUAUGUGGGGGAAAAAUGGAGUGUGUACUAAGUACUUGGUGUACUUUUGGUUAGAGGGCGGGGCUGUCUGAGUUCACGUUGUGAACUUUUUUUUGUGUGUAAAAGGUGGAGCUGGCGCAGGGCCAUUUCUAGCCUUUUUGGCACCCUAGACGAGAAUUCUGUUGCCACCCCCCCCAAUGGCUCCGCCCUCCCACCACAAUGCUCCGCCUCCACACCAUAGAAAUCAAUUGCAAACUUCCAUAAAAAGGUUAAACACAUUUAUUUAAUCAUUGCAAAAUUGCCUGAAUUCAAAUAUGGGAACAUUAUUUUGUAUAAUAAACUUCAGCAGAAGUGAGGGCGGAGCCUUCAGAACUCCAUAAAUGGUCUCAAAGACUGGUUCAGUCUGAAGAAAGAGAUUUCAACCCAGAGUGAGGAUCUACUGAGUACCGAGUGGAAUGAAGUAUAAUUUAUACCUAAAAUAUAAGUAUUUAAUGUGAACGAUAUGCCGGAGUGUGUGUGUGUGUGUGUGUGUGUGUGUGUGUGUGUGUGUGUGUGUGUGUGUGUGUGUGUGUGUGUGUGUGUGUAUAUGUGUGAGAUGAGGAUGGAAUCCAGUUGCUCUGUAUUUCUUUAAAUUAAAGCAGAUUCGAGAAAUGA
Molecule: messenger RNA, 3277 nt
Organism: Silurus meridionalis
Lineage: Eukaryota; Metazoa; Chordata; Actinopteri; Siluriformes; Siluridae
Gene: oat
Product: ornithine aminotransferase
Exons: 10
Coding region: 158-1489 (443 amino acids)
Cellular component (GO): cytoplasm
Molecular function (GO): pyridoxal phosphate binding; identical protein binding; L-ornithine transaminase activity
Source: RefSeq, a predicted model, not a curated record